Molecule: messenger RNA, 990 nt
Organism: Dictyostelium discoideum AX4
Lineage: Eukaryota; Evosea; Eumycetozoa; Dictyosteliales; Dictyosteliaceae
Gene: mcfW
Product: mitochondrial substrate carrier family protein
Exons: 3
Coding region: 1-990 (329 amino acids)
Biological process (GO): nucleotide transport; transmembrane transport
Cellular component (GO): mitochondrial inner membrane
Source: RefSeq, a predicted model, not a curated record
AUGACAACAAAUAAUAGCAAUGAUAAUAACAAAAGAUAUGGGAUAAUAAAACAGCAAUUACAGCAGCAGCAACAACAACAUCAUCAACAACAUGAACAACAUAGUAGAUUAGUUGAAAUGACAGCAGGAUGCGGAGCAGGAUUUAUGGCAUCAUUAUUUACAACACCACUUGAUGUAAUUAAAACGACACUGCAAGUUGAUAAUAGUAGUAAUAAAACCAUAAUGAGUACAGUUAAAUCAAUAUUGGAUAGAAAAGGUGGUGUAAAAAAUCUAUAUCUAGGAUUAAAGCCUACUUUGGUCGGUCAAAUUCCAUCUUGGGCAGUUUAUUUCUCAACCUAUACAUUUUGUAAAGAACUUUUUACCAAAGAAAACGAUAAACAUUCAUUGCUUGAAAAAGAAUCACCUUUAAUUUUCAUGACUUCUGCAAUUAUUGCUGGCGCUGCAACUUCAAUUUGUACAAGUCCAAUUUGGUUAAUUAAAACAAGAUUCAUUACACAAGAAAUGGUUGGAAGACAAAAGAAAUAUAGAGGAAUUGUACAUAGUAUGGUAUCGAUUUAUCAUGAAGAAGGUUUUAGAGGUUUAUAUAAAGGUUUAGGUCCAAGUUUAUUAGGUGUUUUACAUGUUGGUGUUCAAUUCCCAUUAUAUGAAAAAUUUAAAUCAAUUUUAAAAGAAAAAAAUAAAAAUAAAGAAUUAGGAAUUGUUGAAAUUAUGAUAGCAUCAAGUGUAUCAAAAAUUAUAGCGAGUGUUGUUGCAUAUCCUCAUGAAGUUUUAAGAGCAAGAUCUCAAGAUAGUUCACCUGAUUCACCAAAUAGGACUUAUAGAGGUAAUAUCAUUCAAAUGUUUAAACAAAUAGUUAGAGAAGAAGGUUGGCGUGGUCUUUAUAGAGGAAUGGGUGUAAAUUUAUUGCGUGUAACUCCAUCUUGUGUAAUAACCUUUACUUCUUAUGAAUAUAUAAAAAAGUUUUUGUCUCAAAAUCAAAAUCAUUUUUAA